Messenger RNA from Ooceraea biroi (clonal raider ant), 2462 nucleotides. Its product is annotated as major facilitator superfamily domain-containing protein 12. The record is from RefSeq and is a predicted model, not a curated record. Lineage: Eukaryota; Metazoa; Arthropoda; Insecta; Hymenoptera; Formicidae. Gene Ontology annotation, cellular component: plasma membrane. Gene Ontology annotation, molecular function: symporter activity. Gene Ontology annotation, biological process: carbohydrate transport.
AUUUUCCUUGUUUUUUACUUAAAUUUCCUAUCUUUAAAGGGAUGACCUUAAGAUUUUUUGCCUCCCCUUGAAUUUUUUUCUGCGGGCGCCCUUGGACUAGUAUUUAUUAUAUUACAGAAAAUGACUUGUUAAGUUCCAUGUAAGAUACACUUGAGGACGACCAGAAGCUUAGUAGAAACGUCGUGUAAUAGAUAAUCAACUUGCCAGUUCGCUCGAAAGAAAGGAAUGCCUCGAUUUCUGUUUCAUUAUCUUAUCAGCAAUGUAAAAGGCGUGCGUCAAAGGGAGUCACAUAAUUAAAUCUGUGAGUCAUGGAUUAUGGGUAGCUAAUCGAACAGCUGUAUAACGUGACACGUAAUUACGAAAAAAUUAGUUGGAGGUUAGGGCAGAUGGCCUUUCGUGACAUUCCGAGCAGCAAAUAAGGAUCCUCGUGAUUCAUAUUACUUGGGAGAAAGUGGCGUAACAGUUCAAACUUGCGCCUCAUCGUUUGUUUCGCAGUCUCACGAGUGCAUUUGUCAAUCAUGUCAGGUCCUUGUUUACGCACAAAUCGACUUUGACGUGAAAGACUCCAGCCUUUGUUAUUUAUGCAUCUAGUAACGAUCUUCCGCGAUGGAACCUGGCACGAGCGGAUCAGUGGACGAUUACACGGAAAUAAUACAGAGACUGCCUGUUUACUUGAAAUUCGCCUAUGGCAUGGGCCACGUGUUAAAUGACAUCUGUGCUUCCAUGUGGUUCACGUACCUGCUGGUGUUCUUUCACCUGGUGCUCGGAUUCGAUCCGACCUUGGCCGGCGUUGUGUUAUUCAUCGGCCAAGUAGCGGAUGCUGUAGUCACUCCGUUUGUUGGUCUGCACUCUGACAAAAAUGACAAUUUCUGGUUGUGCAGAUAUGGCAGAAGAAAGACUUGGCAUUUAUUAGGCACUAUUUGCGUAAUACUAGGAUUUCCAUUUAUAUUUUCACAAUGCAUCGGUUGCAAAGAUGCACACCAAUGGGCACAAUUAGUUUAUUAUGCUGCUUUUGUAAUAAUCUUUCAAUUUGGCUGGGCUGCUGUACAAAUAUCACACUUGGCCUUAGUCCCGGACCUCACGCCAGCUGAGCAUGAAAGGACUGAACUUAUAGCUAUAAGAUUCACGUUUACCGUCUUCUCCAAUGUUCUCGUUUAUUGCAUCAUGUGGGGCAUACUGCACAUAACGAACGAUACUCAGUACGAAUCUCAGAUUGGACCUGGUGAUGUUUAUAAGUUCCAAAAAGUUGUUCUGAUCGGAAUAGCGACCGGGGUUUUAGCGUCCAUUAUAUUUCACGUUGUUGUUAAGGAAAGAGUUAAUGACAAUGCCAAUGAUAAUCUUUUACAUGGAAACGGCGGCAGAACGGCAUCAGCAUUAUUAAAGGACGUGAAAUUAUACCAAGUAGCUUGGGUCUACAUGCUCACGCGACUGUUCAUCAAUCUGUGCCAGAUUUACAUGCCUCUGUAUCUCCACGCGUCAUUAAAUAUGCCUGCAACUUCCUUGGCUUACAUACCACUGAUAAUGUAUUUGAGCAGUUUCUUCAUGUCUUUAAUCAUAGAGAGGCUUAAUACGAAAUGGGGUCGUAAAAUUGCAUAUUCCAUUGGCGCGUCGUUUGCAUUAUGCGCUUGCAUAUGGAUUCGAUUCGGCAACGACGAUAUGUAUAUCAAGUAUGAGAUCUACGCUGUAGCUGUGUUGUUAGGUUCUGCUGGUGCAAUAAUGUUAGUAACUAGUUUAGGCGUAACCGCGGAUCUGAUAGGAAAAAAUACCGAAAGCGGUGCUUUCGCUUACGGAAUUAUGAGUUUUGCGGAUAAACUCAGUAAUGGUGUAGUGAUUAUGCUCAUUCAGUACUUCGUCAGGCACUUUCCGUCCGAUUGUGCUAAUUAUUACUACAAAAAUAUUCUUACGUAUGUUUGCGGCAUAUCCGUGAUAUUUGGUCUACUAAUGGUUCUAUACAUCAAACCAUUCCCACGUGACGUCGUUUUUAAUGUUCUGCGUAAUGAGGAGGACGAAGGUUUUAUAGAAACUGCAAAUGAUAAUGAAUAAAACUCAUCUUUAAAUCUAUCACGUGCUGAUAUACAUUAACAUAUAUUUUAUAAAUAUUUUAGCACGAAAUAUUCUGAACGUUGAUAUUUAUUAAAAGGAAAUAAAACGUAUGUGUAUGAUAUGAAUAUAUCGGUCAAAAAGUUCGGUUUCAGUUUUGCAUGAAAUGUUACUUUAUUGCUUUCAGUAGAAACAAUUAUUAUUCAUCAACCAAGCCAUCGUCAUUUAUGAUUAGACAUUAUCAUAUAUGAUAUAAAUUAUUUAUGAGUAGACAUUAUCAACAUUAUUGCCUGCAUUACAUGUAAAUCGAUUUGAAAAAUUGAAAAUCGAACCAAACCUUUCGACUGAUCCAAUAUAUGUAUUAUAUAAUUAUACAUAUAUGUAUAUAAUAUGAAAUAAAAUCUAUUUUUUUGUUUUUUAUA